This is a messenger RNA of Solanum dulcamara, 1611 nucleotides long. Its product is annotated as actin-related protein 6-like. The record is from RefSeq and is a predicted model, not a curated record. The transcript has 7 exons. Lineage: Eukaryota; Viridiplantae; Streptophyta; Magnoliopsida; Solanales; Solanaceae. The coding region runs from base 90 to 1406 and encodes 438 amino acids. Gene Ontology annotation, molecular function: nucleosome binding. Gene Ontology annotation, cellular component: Swr1 complex.
AUUUAAGCAAUCAUUUCAUUGCUAUAAAUUAGGAAGUGAGAGGAUUAAGUUACUCUCCUCUCUUAAGCUGCUCCCUGGCGCAAUCGGAAAUGUCGAACGUAGUAGUUUUGGACAACGGGGCCGGGCUAAUUAAGGCUGGUAUCGGCGGCGAAAGAGAUCCAACAGCUAUUGUCCCCAACAGCAUGGGCCGUUCACUUUCUUCCAAGAAAUGGCUUAUGGCUGACCAGCUUCUUUCAAAAGACGUCGACCUCACUUCCGCCACCGCUCGCCGCCCUUUCGACCGCGGUUACCUUAUCAACCCCGAUCUCCAAUCUUCCCUUUGGUCUCACAUCUUCUCAAACCUUCUCAGAAUCACUCCUUCACAUUCCUCUCUACUUCUUACUGAACCGCUUUUCAAUCUCCCUUCAAUACAGCGCUCACUUGACGAAAUUGUCUUCGAAGAUUUUAAUUUUAAGGCCCUCUAUGUAUCUGAUUCCCCGUCUUUGGUCCAUCUUUAUGAGGCAUCUCGUCGGCCUUAUGGCCUUGUCUCAAAAGCCCAGUGUAGCUUAGUUGUCGACUGUGGAUUUUCAUUUACUCAUGCUUCCCCCGUCUUUCAGAAUUUUACAUUGAAUUAUGCUGUGAAAAGGCUUGAUCUUGGUGGUAAAGCUUUGAGUAAUUAUUUGAAGGAGUUGGUGAGUUAUAGAAGUGUUAAUUUGAUGGAUGAAAGUUUCCUUAUGGACCAUGUUAAGGAGAAACUUUGUUUUGUGUCUUUGGAUGUUCCCAGGGACUUGCAGAUUGCUAGGAAACCGGGAAAGGACAAUUUGUUUAGGUGCACAUAUGUGCUUCCUGAUGGUAUUACACAUACUAAGGGUUUCCUUAAAGAUCCCGAAGAACCAAAGAGAUAUCUUUCUUUGUAUGAUAAAGCUCCGAAGCAAGUAGCAGGGGAACAAAAUGAUAUGGAUCAGCUCGAGAACACUGACGAUUCCGAGGACAGGAACAGAAGCAAUGGAUCAAGAAUUGAUUUGACAAAAAAUGAAUUUGGCUUGACAAAUGAGCGGUUCCUUGUCCCAGAGAUGAUGUUUCGUCCAGCUGACUUGGGACUGAAUCAGGCUGGACUUGCAGAGUGCAUUCUUCGAGCAAUCCGUUCCUGCCAUUCUCAUCUUCACCCAGUUCUAUAUGAGAGCAUCAUUCUGACUGGAGGCAGUACUCUAUUUCCUCAUUUUGCCAAAAGACUAGAGAUGGACCUUCGGCCUCUUGUUCCAGAUAAAUAUCGUUUAAAGAUUACAACUCAAGAAGAUCCUAUUCUAGGUGUUUGGCGUGGAGGAUCCCUCUUGGCAUCAAGUCCUGACUUUGAUGCAAUGUGUGUCACCAAAGCUGAAUAUGAGGAGCUGGGAUCAGCAAGAUGUCGAAAGAGAUUCUUCCACUAACUUUUCUGUAUUCUGAUGAUACUAUUGAUGUUAACAAUUCUAUCCCUGUUCAUUGUUAGUGUUAGGCAUGCCUUAGUGUUGUGGAGAAGAUAAAUUCAGAUUUAGGAUGAUCGCCUGCCUCUGCAGUUGCAAAUAAGCUGAAUAUGGUUGUGUUUUUCUGGAAAAAAAAAUUGGAUUUGUUAUGAAAUGAUUCUUUUUCUAGUCA